CACGCCAAACUUUCCCCCAAAAAUUUCUCCGCUCCCUCCCUCCCUCCCUCCAUUACUUGAGUGGAAACACUUCACCUCCUGCUUCGCUUCCUGCACCCAUCUUCCUGCUUAUCCUCUCUUUAAUUUCUGCUUAUCCUCUCUUUAAUUUCUACUCUUCUCCAUCCCCAAGAAGAGACAGCUGCAUUGGUCAAGAAGGUAUGAAAAAUCUCUGCUCCACUGACAGCUUUCCCUCUCUCCUAUCCCUCCUCUUGCAUGACCUGCUCUUACUUUGCUCUUUCUUGAUCUCCCACCCUCUCAUCUUAGCUUAUCUCCUUCUCCUCUUCCCUUACCUCCUCAAACUCCUCUUAUUACUCUACCCCCUCCUCCUCUCCACCUUCCUUCUCCUCCUCGCUCUUCCCACAGUCACCUUUCAUCUCCAUGAUUCUCCUCCAACCUCCUCUGAAUUCCCUGUAACCACUUCCAGCGCAGUCCUCAACUUUCUUCGGGCUGAACUUGUUCCUGAUGAAGCUAACUUUAGCUUAGUAGAGCAGCUCUGCUCUCUGUUUUUCGUUGAUUCCCAGUACUGUUCCUACCAAAUGGAGCCAGACAAUGACUGUAAUUCAGGCAACCAAAACACUCAGCUCGUUAGUUCUUUUCAAAACUACAUCCUUUUAGAAGAUACCAAAUCUAACGAUGAAAUAGCAGAGAAUUUGAGUGAGAAAACAGAGAAGACGAAUUGUUUGGAGCACAGACCUCAUAAAGAUGAAGAAAACAACACCAAAGCCAUUCUUCCAAGCCGAAAAGAACACAGUCGCAGACAAUCAGAGAUCCUUCAAAGAGAUGGCUCAAUGAGGAAGGAGAAGGAAUGGAAGAGGACUCUGGCUUGCAAGCUCUUCGAGGAGAGGAUGACCUACAAGCUCUGCGAAGAGAGGAAGGCCGUUGAAGGUGCUGAGGACAUGGAUUUGCUCUGGGAGGCUUAUGAGGCUGAUUCUGAUAAGACUGAGAAGCAGAGGAAGGAGAAGGUUACAAAGAAAGCUGUGAAGGAAAAAGUGGAAGAGGAAGAAGAAGAAGAAGAAGAAGAAGAUGCAGAAGAAGGGUUAUCAGGGCAGCUUUGUUGCUUGCAGGCAUUGAAGUUGUCUGCUGGGAAGAUGAAUUUAGGAGUGGGGAGACCAAGCUUGAUGAAGAUAUCCAUGGCUUUGAAGGGAAUCACAGUGUUUCACAGUGCAGGGAGGAGGAGAAAAAUUACCAAGGCAGGCAAACUAGUUGAUAGUGACAGGGAAGAAGCACCCAUCUCAGUAGUGUUAGCAGGAGAAGGGGUUAAUGUGCUUGCAUGUGUUUAUAAGGAUACAAAAUAAUGUGUCAAGAGGGACGGAGAGCUGUGCCUGGAUAAUGGACAUGAUACAAUGGGACGGAGCGGAAGCUGGGAACUCCGUCGUAUCACGUUUAUUAUCCGGAAGUAGCUCGCCUCCGAACUCCGAAUGUAAUAUUUUCUCUUACAAGCAAGCUCAACUUCUUACU
Molecule: messenger RNA, 1497 nt
Organism: Phalaenopsis equestris
Lineage: Eukaryota; Viridiplantae; Streptophyta; Magnoliopsida; Asparagales; Orchidaceae
Exons: 3
Coding region: 198-1334 (378 amino acids)
Source: RefSeq, a predicted model, not a curated record